Molecule: messenger RNA, 669 nt
Organism: Maniola jurtina (meadow brown)
Lineage: Eukaryota; Metazoa; Arthropoda; Insecta; Lepidoptera; Nymphalidae
Gene: HLH4C
Product: helix-loop-helix protein 1
Exons: 3
Coding region: 119-538 (139 amino acids)
Biological process (GO): regulation of transcription by RNA polymerase II
Molecular function (GO): DNA-binding transcription factor activity, RNA polymerase II-specific; protein dimerization activity; RNA polymerase II cis-regulatory region sequence-specific DNA binding
Source: RefSeq, a predicted model, not a curated record
GACGUCACGGUUGCUGAUGUUAUCUUAAAUAGAUUGUUCAGUGUUGUGUUUGUUAUAUAAUUAAUUUUAAUCGUAACACAUGUGCAACUAAUUGCUUUACUUUUAUACGGAAUCCAUUAUGAAGAGCUGGCUGGAGACCGCCAGCAGCAUGGAAGACGGCUCGUUAUCUUGUAUGCUCGCCGAACCUAGAGAAGCUUUGCUGCCAAUCACUGACAGAGAAAACUUGGCACCUAGAAAAAGAGACCGAACACUGGAACCAUGCGCUAUAUCUGAAGAAGCAUACCUAUCCAGCGGUCCAGGAUCCCCUUGUGCUGGUCUCUCCAGAGAGGAACGAAGACGCCGGCGCCGAGCCACGCUCAAGUACCGCACAGCUCACGCCACUAGGGAAAGGAUCCGAGUUGAAGCCUUCAACGCAGCCUUCGCAUCGUUAAGAAGACUGCUACCAACCCUCCCUCCCGAUAAGAAGCUAUCCAAAAUUGAAAUACUCCGGUUAGCUAUAUGCUAUAUUGCCUAUCUUAAUCAUGUUUUAGAUGCAUAAAUAUCUUCCUUAGGAAUCUCGCGCACUAAAUAGUCCAAGUCCAAGACUAUCAGUGGCCGCAUAAGACCAGAAUGUUCUGUGUAACUAUUCAAUCUAUUGCGCGCAUCAUCGUUUAAUCCAGUUGGACGCGU